AAAAUAAAAAAAAAUAAAAAAACAACCAUGCGAGAAAAGGCUACUACCAUGACUUUACAUCGUGUCAAAUCUGUCACUUCAGGGCAAGAGUAUUAUCCUUGAGACAGAAAUCAAAUACCAAUCGCAUAAGAGAACUUAAAGUAAAAUUAUAGAGCUGGAACCAUAAGCUAAAGAAGGAGACUGAAGGAGAGAAGAAGAAAUUAAGGGGGAAAAGAGCUGCUUGCAAAUCGUGGAAAGCUUUGGAAUGAAGGAUGGUGGGCAGAACAAGAAGGCCAAAGCCACCUUCGGGAUAACACGCAGGGGAAAUGCUUUUGAUGUGGAGAAGAUGAAGCCCCAUUUCUUCAGGGUCAUGUUUGAUUCCAUGCUAAAAGAUGCCACAAUUUACAUUCCAACCGAGUUUGUGAAGAACUAUAGAUCCAGGCUAGGCAGCUCUGUAAAGUUGAAGGUUGCUAAUGGUGAUACAUGGGAAGUUGAGCUGGCAGCUGAUGAUGAUGGGCUGAUUUGGUUUGUCAAAGGCUGGGAAGACUUCACAAAGCACCAUUGUGUGAAGCAAGGUGAUAUUGUGGUGUUCCGGCUAGAACAGGACAGCUUAUUUCACGUCAUGGUGUUCGAACCCACUGGGAAUGAGAAGAAGUACAGUAGUGAGCAUGUAAAUUACCAUGGAAGGCUGCUUAAUGUCAAAGUUGAAGAGGAGAUUGAUGUGGGGAAGGAUACAGGUUGUGGAACUUUUUGAGAACAUUUGGCAAUGUUGCAGGGCAUUGUAUUGUUGAACAGAACGUUCUGUACACAAAAGACUAAUGCGGAAAUUUGUAUCUUUCCAUGGACCAAUCCCUGCAGAAAAGCUCAAGGAAGUGCAAACCAAGAAGCGUGGUAGAGAAGAGAAGAGGAAUGCAAAUUUGGCUGCUCCACUUGAGAUUCCAAACCAUCCAUUGGAGACAAAAAUGAGAGGAGCACCGAGACCAAGGAGGGACGAUCCCUCAACAAGCUCGACAAAUCCAAGCUUCUCCAUUAACAUAACAGAGUAUAACAUGAAGAGGGGCUUUACAACCUUGCCGACUGCUUUCGUGCACAACCACAUGAGGCCUGAAAGUGGCCCUGUGAAGGUUUCUGCUGAAGACGGGUCGGGUUCGUGGGACUUGUCCUUUAUCUUCAGUGGACGCACUGGACGCACCCAUGGAAGGGGCCAUUUCGGUGGAGGUUGGCCUGCGUUCCGCAGGGACAACUCUCUGGAGCUAGGAGACGUUUGCAGGUUCGAGCUCACCUCCAAUGGCCAAAUGAAGGUGACUGUCAAGAGGCAUUGAGGCUGUGGUUUGGUUUGCUUGUGUUUGAAGCUUUUGUGGUUUAGGGAUUAAUGCGUUAAGUUAGAAAAGUGCUAACUGCUAAGGCUGUGCUAGUGCUUUGUUUUGGGAUCCUGGAGUCCCCCAUGAAUUGUGUUUGACGGCUUAACAGUACUUUUAGCUACGAUGCUCAAUAGGGGUUUUUGUUAAUGUAUCUAUCUAAUGUGAAUAAAGACAUGAUUCAACAACAUAAGUACAUGUUAAAAAAAUC
Molecule: messenger RNA, 1548 nt
Organism: Linum tenue
Lineage: Eukaryota; Viridiplantae; Streptophyta; Magnoliopsida; Malpighiales; Linaceae
Source: the annotation of a GenBank genome assembly